AUUUGAAAUUCAUCUACAAUCUGUAUACUCGCCCCACUUUUGAUCCUCAGCAGCUGGUAUUUGGAGGCUUACAGCCAAUGGAGGUAUGACAUAGCUAUCGUGGCUUGAUAGCCUAUACCUGUACAGUACUCCAUUAGCCUUAUCCUCUUUUAAGACCAUCUAAAUUUGUGGCAAUCAAUACAGUACAUAUUGUGGGAAUUAACUCUGAAAGGUAAUAUGGGUUGUGUGAAGAAGUACUUUAUUUUGUUAUGAAGAGGGAGAGAAAAACUUCUCCCAAUCCACUUUCUCUACACCAUGCAUAAUUAGCCGCACGUGAUUCUAUGAUUCCUGACAGUAAGAGCUGUUUGACAGUGGAAUUUGCUGCCAAGGAGUGUGGUGGAGUCUCCUUCUUCAGAGGUCUUUAAGCAGAGGCUUGACAACCAUAUGUCAGGAGUGCUCUGAUGGUGUUUCCUGCUUGGCAGGGGGUUGGACUCGACGGCCCUUGUGGUCUCUUCCAACUCUAUGAUUCUAUGAUUCUAUGAAGGGGAUUUAAGGUUUACUUGAUUUUUUCUCCUAAUUAAAUCAUGUCAUCAUAAAUAUCACUUAGUCUUCAAGUAACUUGAUCUCUACAUUAGCAAUGCAACCCUAUAUAUGUCUACUCAGAAGUUCAGUGGGGUUUACUCCUAGACAACCAUUUCCAGAGUCAUAGCAGCAAAAGUAGCAAAGAAUUGUGUGGCACUUCAGAAUCUUACUACAGGCUCAUCCACACUUCCCUUUGUCCUGGAAUUGCUUCCAUUUGUUCUGUGAUUUCUAGACAUGGGUCCAAAAGGGGUUUAUUUUGUCCCACCACUUUCCCAGGAAAACCCGCUGCUUACUGCUGAAUCAGAAUAAAUGUCAAUCUGCAGAAAACCCGAUUGACGUUUGUUCCAGUUCAGCAGUAAGCAGCAGGUUCUCCCAGGGAAGAUGGUCAGAGAAAAGAAAAUCCUCUCAUUGGACAAUGGAAGUGUAUAUGUGCCCAAUUUUGCAGAACAGGUUUUCAUGGACAAGAGUUCCCCUCAUCAGAUGCAGAACUCUUGCCGCGUGCUACUCAAGCUAUCUGAUGUGUUCAACUGGCAAUUCCUGCCCCCCAGUGUGCCAGGGACUGGCGCCUUACUUGGUCCCUGAAGUGUCCCAUCCAACCUGGACUGCAGUGGAGCCACUGUGGACCAGCAGCCAAUGGCUUGUGGACUUGCCAUUGUGGAUUUUGAGUAUACUUCCAGUCCAUGAAAGCUUAUGUCCAACAACAUCUAAUAUCAAGCCAUUCAUUUCCAAACAAUAAUUCAAGAAUACAGUCUUGUCAAUUUACAAGGAAUGUGAUGCAGAACAUCUGACUGACCUUUGAAAAGACAGAAGACUGCUAUUGCUAGUGGUGAUGUGUUUGAGAUUAUUCCGUGGUCAGCUUUAAACUUAAUUAUCUUCUGCCUUGCUGGUCUCUAGAAAGGGAGAUCAACAAAAUGGCUUGGGUUGCUUGGAUUCAACACAGAUAAUGGUAAUUUCAUCACUUACUUGGCACCUGGAUUAUGGAAGCACUGGACUAGGUAAUGCCGAUGGUACUUUUGCCUCAUCUUUUUGCCUUGUUGUCUCACUGUUCAUCAUCCCGAAAAUUCAACUCACUGAUGGAAAUGCACCAGUGAUGCACCUUACUAAAUGCUAGCCAAACUCAAUUAUUGACAGUAUAUGGAGAACACUGCCAGGUGUGUCCAAGUGUAAACAUGGGAAAAUAUCAGGUGUUCAACUGAUUAAAUUAUCAAGGGCACAUUGCUAGACUUAAAUAAUCAGAAAUUAUAUAAAGAAAACAAAUACAGGAGGUUGAGACAUUAAAAGCUUGCGUGGCUAUGUAGACUCAGCUUCGUUUCCUUCCAUGCAUAUUUAUGUGAGAAGCAGCAUGUCUAUCUGUGCCAAAGAGUCUUCAUUCCUCUGAUUUUUACUCAGAAGUGUAGGUGAGUGGUGUUCAACCCAGGGAUCAGAUCUGAAACCUGGAGAUGCUUAUUGAGCCAGGGUUGUCACCAGAAGAUCAGGUAGCCUCUGUGGCUUGAAGUACCUUUUGGCCUGGCCAUUCCCAAAUCGGCCUUGCCUGAUAAACCAACUGCGACCAUUUGGGAAUGGCCAGGCCAUAGUUACCCAUGCUCUGAUAACAACCUCUUUGGACAUUUGCAAUGAGUUACAUGUAAGGUUACCUUUGAAAAUGGCUGCAAGAUUGCUACCUCAGAGUGAGCAUUUCAGUCAUAUUACACCAGUGUUUAGUCAGAUGUUAUGGCUCCAAGUCCACUUCUGGACCCAUUUUAAAAACUUGGCCUUAAAAGUCCUAAAGAGGGUAAGACCAUCUUCUACCACAAAAACCAGCCAAAUUGUAAUAUUUUCUUCAGAAGCCCUACUCCAAUGAGCCCCAUCAAGCAUAGUGAGGUGAAUGGCCAUGGCCAUUAUUAGAGGUACUCCAGAGGGCCCUUGCCUCCGGUUUUUCACCACUGGACUCUGAAUAUCCUAUGCCUUCCUCCUACCUUAAAAGAAACACAAAACUUUUAUAAACUUGUUUACAGGACAGCUGAGUGCACUGCAAAUCACAGUGCUGAUGGGACACCCACCAUCUUUAUUUGCAGAAAUCUCAAUUCACAACCUGUGUACUAGGCCUGGAAAUUUUACAUCCAAGUGUGGAACUAGACCACUACAAGUAACUCUGGCGCAGUGUUUCCCACUUUGUAGCUUAACUUUAUUUUAGGAAAGUAGGACUCUAGGAAGUUUUUAUGGAGCCAGGUCAUUGGCCUAUCUAACCCUGACUGAUAGCAGCUAUCCAAGGUUUGGGACCUUAGGUAGAUUCCUGGUCCUACCUUUGUUGAGUUUUGAAUCAGGGGCCUUCUGCAUGCAACACAAAAGCUAUGACCCUUCCUCGGUGUGAAACAUUGCUUAUCCCCCCCCAACCCUGAAAAUUAAGUUCAGAGCUGAAAACUAACUGCACCAGUGAAUGUUACUGGUAAGUGAGGGAUUAUCCAGUAUACCUGAAGGAGCUUCUCCACCCCCAUCAUUCUGCCCAGACACUGAGGUUCAGUGCCAAGGGCCUUCUGGCGGUUCCCUCACUGCGAGAAGCGAAGUUACAGGGAACCAGGCAGAGGACUUUCUCAGUAGUGGCGCCUGCCCUGUGGAACGCCCUCCCACCAGAUGUCAAAGGAAAAAACUACCAGACUUUUAGAAGACAUCUGAAGGCAGCCCUGUUUAGGGAAGCUGUUAAUAUCUUAAGUACUAUUGUAUUUUAAUAUUUUGUUGGAAGCCGUCCAGAGUGGCUGGGGAAACCCAGCCAGAUGGGCAGGGUAUAAGUAACUAAUUAUUAUAUAUUAUUAUUAUUCCAACCUAGAAGCCAAAAAAGGAAAAUCCAGAGAAGGCAGCUGCUCAAGAGCUAUAAUCAGUGUGGAAGAGCAACAAAGACCUAUUCUACAUGGCUUUUCAUAGUUCUGGUGUGUAUCUAUCUGACAAGAACAUCUAGUGGAUUACACACACAAAAGGACUUAUGCCAGGAAUGCGAUGCUAUUGCAAAACAAUCAAAUGCCAUCUUGAGGCUGCAAUCAUAGAAUCGGCCGCAGCAUCUUAGUGAAACAAGAAGUGAUGGUGCUUCUUUGCUUUGCAUUGUUCAGACCACCGCAGGAGAACUUUGUCCUUUCAAGUUGGGUCCUGUGUUUGCUAAAGAUACGGGCCACCUGAAGAAGAUCCAGAGGAAAGCAAUGAAGAGGCAAAGAGGAUUAGAGCUGUGAUUAAAGGUUCAAGGAUCUAUCUUUCUUUAGCCUAGUGUGACAUAGCUGCCAUCAUAUAUCACAAGAACUGCUCUUGCAAUAUAUACCAGUGGCUUUAUAUUAUUUGCAGAUUAUAAUACUAUUUGAACUAUUUGUGGUUUGUUAUGGGGGGGUAGCAGUUAUUCCUUGUUUCCCAAUGCAGUAUACACUUCAACUUUAAAAAAAAAACUGAAAAAGGAAGAACUAUAUGUUUAUUUGUGGUUGAAAGGACCUAUACUGGCUAGGUUUAAAAAUCCUGGUCACCUCCACCUCUUGUGUGUAAACCACAGAAACUACCACCUCUGGUGUUGUUAAAGGAGGUUGGCUGCUGCUAUGUAUGCAUGUACAAUUUCCUUUACAGGAACCCUGUCCUACACAAGGUGCUAAGGUAAGGAAUGUGUGGCCCUCCAGAUAUUUGCUGAAUUGAAACUCCCCGCAUUCCUUGCCACUGGCCAUGCUGAAUGGGACUGAUGGGAAUUAGAGUCCAAUAGUAUUUGAAGGGCCACUGGUAAACCACCAUGGGGUAAGUUAUCCGUCACAUAGUCUUGUCCAUCUGGGUGCAUGUGGAGAACUGUUGUGUUGUAAUGGCUAGUGCCAGUUUAAGGCCAAUGAGACCCACCUCUCCACACUUGUGCCAGUCACCAUCUUGCAGCCACUGUUGUGAGGAUGAAAUGGGAAUGGAAAGGAUCAUGUGGGCCACACCUGAACCCCCAUGGAGGAAGGUCAGGAUAAAUGGAAUCAAUAAACAAGUGUAUGUGCAGAGUAGCUGCAUCUUCCCUCUUGCUCAGAUAUUUAACUGCUAGAGACCUAAGGUAGGAAACUAAAAUCUGAUGAACACUUGUGUACACUGGCAAUAUUUUCUAAAGGCAUUCCAAAAAUAUUGCUCCCCCGCUGCAAGGGACAAGAGAGAUAAAAUAAGCAGAGCGGUCUACUAGGAGCAGGGUCAGAAAAUAGGAACUAUCUCUGGUGAACAUGGACUGGUGGGGCAUGUUGGUUAUGCUCAUCCAAGUUCUCUUGAGUGCUGAUAUGUUCUAUGGAUGCAGCAUUAACCCCACCUUGGUUUCCUUUGGAAGGAGGCCACUGGAGGCUUCUUGGUGUUUUGUAAUAUCUGCAUUUAUUUCUAAAUAUACAAGUUGAGCAUAGAUGGAGGCACAGCCUAAACAACAGGCAGCCCAAGUCCAGUGUUUCCCACAUUAGAUCUCCAACACCCUAAGAUGCUUCCAGCAUCCAAACUCAAUUCUCUGUUUGUUUCCCUCUGUCUCACUCAAACUACAGUUUGUUGUUCACCUAAGGCACCUAAGACCUCUGCCUGGCUAGAUUGUGUAUGCGGGGGGUUUUUUCAGGGGUGUCUCUGCAGAUUAGUUAUCUUUUCUGACCAUCACCUAGCCUUUUUAGCUUCCAUGGAGACAGAACACUGGGGCAGCAUAGGCUAUCAACACUCCUCGGUCAAGCCCAGUAUUGCCUCAUACCAAUAGCCCUACUUACAGAAACUGAUAGGAGACCCACAGCAAACUGAAUUAGUAUUUGGUAGCUAUGCAUGAACUGUGUUUCAGGGAAAUUUACCUGCUGUUACUAAUCUCCUUUGAUAAGCUUCCAAGCAACACCGGGGCUUCCCCGAAUGCAGUUUGAAAACAACAGACACCUUAAAAUUGAAUUAGUGGUUGAGAUGCAACCUAGACCGCAGCUCAUAAAGUCAUAUAUUCUUGCCACGCAGAAAGGCUUCUGAUGGCAGGGGAGCUGUGAGCCUGCAGCCACCUGCCAGAGUUUCAUUUAUUAGUCCUCUAAUUGACAAGAGUUUAUGGGUGAAAAUCCCAAGCAUUGCUACUGGGACUGAUCAUAGUUUGGGUUGAUUCCGGAUAUGAAUAAUUUGGCAGCACUCAAUCAUUACUGUUUUUUCUUUAUGCAGGAAAUGGAAUACCAGCUGUGCUCCAAGACUUCUAACACUCUGUAGUCAAGUGGGCAAGUCCCCUUUCCUCCGCCCCCCAUUGUAGGAGGGAGUGGUAUUCAUUAGGACUGUUGUGUAUAGUGAGGAAAGGGUUAAAUACUCCCUGCUCUUCACAGCAUUCCCGAUCAUGGUUGUCCCUUUCUACAAUGGGGAGGGUAUAGAAGCAAUGCUAUUUGGAAAGGAAAGUGUUAAAGCUUGAAGAAAGCUUCCACUUGGUUCCAAUGAGAGAACAUUUUCAAGCUAAAUUGAUUUCAUGUUAUUAUUAUUGAAUUUGUAUCCCACCCUUCCUCCAAAGGAGCCUAGGGUGGCAAGCAUAUCAAUACUAAAACAAUAUAAUGAAAAUGUCUAAGAAGAGGAGAUUGCUGCUGUUGUCUAAAUUGCCAUGCAGGGCAGGGGACGUUUUUGCAGCUGAGAAGGGAAGUGUUAAUCCUCCCCUCAAGAAUGCAUGUGCUUUAAAAAAUGUAGAUAUGUAGGAAUGUGUGUGUUUGUGUACAAACGACUGUGGGGGGGGGGGAGCUUCGCCCACAUUUUUCAUUAGCCCCAGCCAGUGCUUUUUUCUGGGGGGACCCAGGGGGAAGCAUACCCCUAAACAUUUUGUGAAUCUAAGUUUGGCCUCAUUGAGAGGCAGUAUUUCAAUACUGAGUAGGAAAAUGAGAGUACCCCUAAACAUUUUUUCAGAAAAAAAGCACUGGCCCUAGCCACCACUGGCACGCAUGUCAUAAAGCCUUUGUCUCACUGCCCCACAGUCUGGCAGGUGAGGUGGCUCUCAGUUUAAUCCCAACUGCAUUUUGUGUGUCUCAGUAAAACAGCCUCUCUGCUUUCUCCUAAAUAUUUAUCUGCGAGAGUUCGUGCUGUUAGACCCAGGAAUGUCCUGAGAUGGAAGAGGGAUAUGGAGCUGGGCCCAGCAUUUUUUCCCCUUCUUCUUCUGGCAGAUUACUUCCAAAUAAAACAUUUGCAGACAUAAAUAUUAGAGAAUUGGGAAAGGGAGCCACAUCUGUCAUCUGCUAUACCCAGUUCAGUUUAAAACUCCGAAUUAUAGAGAGGAUUUAAAAUAAAAAUGAAACAAUACAAGAAGCCUGCAAGCUCCAACACAAGCUCAGAUCCGCCAGAAAGAUGAAUGUGAAUCACCAAGUAGAAACAUGCUACCUUUUAUGGAAGAAAAUUUUGCUGUGGUUGGCCUUGUUGAAAUGAUUUUUAAAAAAAGAAAAGAAAAGAACAACAACUCAUAUUAGGCCUUUGCCCCAUUGUUAGUGAGCUGGUGGAAAGGUCUCUGGUUGCAAAUUACCAUAGCGUUGCGUUUCCGUCUUCGACCAAAACCACAGUAAUGUAUGGUGAAGGCUUUCAUAGUAGUGCUGGGAUUUUCUUUAGAUUAAAAAAUAACAAGAAAAACUGAAGAAAAAAAUUGCCUUGGUAACUUUCAGUUCUGUUUGAAAUCACCCUAGCUCAUGCUUUUGGUGCUCAGUUUUCAGGCUGAAAGUAGUAGCUCUAAAGAGAUUUGGGUUGUUGUUCGGGUUGUUGCUAUUGUUUAUCGGAGACUGGAUGCUUCUGAGUCAUCGGUUUAAAUACUGGACAAUGGAAAAUAACACUGUUAUCAUUCACUCAAGCAGUAUGUCAGCUGUGAAAAUGCAGUGCCCUAUGAGAGCUCAUCCACUGGACCCAUAUUUUGAUGGUAUUAUGUACUGAUUAAUUCCACUCGGUCUGAGAGCUUUGCUUGUUGUUCCAGACUUACCCACUUAAGGGUGGCACCUCAGAAAUAAACAGGGUUCACUCAAAACGGCAUUAAUGCAGCAGGGCACCCCUCCCUUUGGUGUUGUCCUCUUUGGGGCAGACAUUUCUGGUGUCUCACCACCUGCAUCAGGCCUGGGAGAAUGUUAUGUACUGAGUUGAAUAGGAUCCAAAAUGCAGCAGUCUGAUUGGUCCUAGAACAAUAGGAUUCAGAAUGCAGCAGCCUGAUUGGUCCUAGAACAAUAGGCUCCAGAAUGCAGCAGUCUGAUUGGUCCACAGGAGCCACCCAAUCCAGCUCCAGGUGGAAGUGAAUCCGCAACCUGAUUGGCCUACAGGAGAAUCCCAGAAUUAGCCAAUCACCUGGGGCCCAUUGUGUAAAUAAUGUAUACAAAGCAGACAUUCUGGGGGAACUUCCAUUCCUCCUCACCACUAUGAGCUGAAUAAAGAGCAUGAAAUCCACACUCGACUCUGAGUAUAUUUCAGAGAAAUACCACAUCGACUCUUAAGAGGACUUCAGAGGAGCAGGGUUCUCCCCUCAUCCAGCCGUAAUAGUGAAAUGGAGAGGUUUCAUAUCUCAAUGGCAGAGAUCAAAUACCCCAUGCAUCACAUGUUGCUUCUGAGACAUUCAUACAUCCUUCCUGCUCCUGCCCUUCUAUUUGCAUCAGUGUUCAAAAGAGCAAGGCUCUCCUGAGUUGCUGCAACAAAGUUUCAAUACUUAUGUACUAAAGAAAGUCAAACUGUGGAGUUUGUUUAGGAUUCUAGGUCAUUGAUCAGAAUGCUGAGAUUACUAGUCAGAUAAAUUAGUCUGGGAGCAAACUAGAGAUUAUGUACUAAUGAAAACCAUCAGGCUGCGUAUGCCUCCAGAGAACAGAAUAAAUAUGUUGCUGACAGAGAGUACGGCUAGUGAGUUAUGAUGCAGAUGGAGAAAUCACUAAAACUGUUGGCCCAGCUGCAGUAACAAAAGCACAAGCCAGCUGUAAAGUAUGUUAAAGAAUAAGAGAAUAAGAACUGGGAGAGGUUCUGAAAAAGACACCAGAGAACUGACGUCAGUGGGAUUAUUCCAUUGGCCCUUUCACACAUAUCAACCAAUUUGUAAAAUCCCUCUUCAGAAUGUUCCCCCCCCCACUUCUAAAAAAUAACAGUCAAAUAUAUAAAUUAACAAAAGUCAGACGUUGAGACACUGGAUGUAAGACCUAUACUCUCUUUGGGAAGGCAAGAGAAGAAGGCAGGAGCACACAUCUAUAAUUUGCUUGUUUCAGGCACAGCAGGUUGUCGAUUGUCAAGAAUGACACACCAGGGCAUUAAUUUGCACAUAGGUCACUGUUCCUGUGAGCACAUUUGUGCACUUUCAUCCGCACAUGAACACUUUCAGUUUUAUGUCUCCAGAAUCUAUCUCAAUGCUUCCCAUCCACACUAGUGAUUGGCACUUGAUGGGAUGUUUUCAUGUUGUCUGUAGUUGUCCCCUUCCCUCAAUGAUUACUUCCUCCUACACCAUAAACUCCAGAAAUUUGAGGUCCUUGUAGGUAUUUGUUUGCAGGUGUACACAUACCCUUUUUUGAAAAAAAAACGAACAGCAAACAAAUCAGAAGAUUCACUCAAUAAAGACUGAAUACAGUCUAACCUCAUGGAUAAAAAAGGUAAAGGACGCCUGACAGUUAAAUCCAGUCAUGAAUGACUCUGGGGUCGCGACACUCAUCUCGCUUUAUUGGACGAGGGAGCCGGCAUACAGCUUCCGGGUCAUGUGGCCAGCAUGACUAAGCUGCUUCUGGCGAAACCAGAGCAGUGCACGGAAACGCCAUUUACCUUCCCACCGGAGCGGUACCUAUUUAUCUACUUGCACUUUGACGUGCUUUCAAACUGCUAGGUUGGCAGGAGCUGGGACUGAGCAACGGGAGCUCACCCUGCCACAGGGAUUCGAACCGCCAACCUUCUGAUCGGCAAGCCCUAGGCUCUGUGGUUUAGACCACAGUGCCACCUGCGUCCCUAUGAAACAUAGGUGUUCACAAAAUGGUACAGUCAUGACUAUUUAUGACAUCACUAAUAAUGCCACAGAUAAUAUGCAGUAAGUGUCUAUGGCCAUCCUUCAGACGACAGUGUUCCAUACUACAAUUGCAAUAGCCAUGGUUGUGCUGUCUGGAGGAAGCACUACUUUUACUACAUGCUAAAAUAUAGAAAAUAUUCUCUAAUAAUAUGUGAAUGGUUGCAACAAAAGUAUCCCCUCAAGGAAAUACAUACAGACUGCCACUGCACCAAGCAAGCAACAAGUGCACAUUUGUGGCACUAGAAAGUGAGGGUGCAGAAAGCCUCUUAUUGUCACUAUUGAUUGGCUUUGGACAGCAAUUCUGCAGAAAAGCUUCAGACUAUUGCAGAAAAAAAGAAAAAAGAAUAAGCAUUAGAGAAGAUUUUAUCCAUUUUCUAUUUUUGUUACAGGUCUUAAGCAAGGCAAACCUUCCGGGCUGGUCAUAUUGAUUCCCACAUACCACCUGUCUCUGAUUCAGUGGGUACACUCUUCAAAGGAUUGUUGUAGUCCCACACAAAAUUGCAUUCUCUAACCCACAUGGCAAUUCAUUUCAUAGCAGAAGCUCAAUGGAUGACCUACCAUGACCCGGGUCAGGUGGAGCAUCUCACAGCAUAAAGAGAUGGGGCCAAAUCAGGGCGUGAGAUCUUUCCAGAUGCAUGUCCACAAACAGCCAAAGAGGAAGUCCAAGAAGGCAGCUGGUCCCUGAGUGCCACAGUCCCUGGAGACUUUGGCCAUUGGGUCAGAAGACUCAAAGCAGAAGAAGAGUCUUCUAUAUCCUCCCUGUUUAUUGUUCCACCCUAGUCAACUCAGAGUUGCAAAAGUAUUCCACUCACUAGCUUAUGGAGAGAGAGAGACAGAGAGACAAAGAGACAGAAUAGGUUUGUAACAAGUCACUACAGUUACUACUAAAUGAAGAUUUUUAUUCAACUUAGACCAUCCUUCAGGACUAUUGGAGGAUGAACAUCAAAACUAAGAUGUUAAGAACAACCAAUGAAGAGGGGGGCAAUGGGGGAAGUUGCUUUUUGUAACCAUCUGCAAGCCUUCUUUACACGGUUUACACAAAACACUUCUCCUCCGAGCCUGUUACAUUAAGAGGGAGCGUGGGCUUUGCCAGAACACCUGGAAUUACUCAUUAUUUAAACAGAGGCAUGGCAUCUUUUUCAGCAUGAAAAGAGUAACAUGUCACAUCAGGGCAUGAUUCAGGUCAGAAGGACUUGUGAUGCUCAGCUUGGUAAAUAUUAUUGUUAUGUGAAGAUGAAAAAUGUCAUUGAAGAAGGGCAAGUUAUUAUUACAGCCCUGUUUACAAAUCCAUGAAAAGGACUCUUUCGCUGUGUUUCAAGCCUACAACAGCUUAUGCUUUCAAAAUGAAAAUAAAAGAACGAAGCAAACAAGGAGUAAACAAACAAGGACUCUUUCUUUCUGCUACAGUGGUGCAAAAAGCACAACACUGAGUAGCCUCAGAAGGGCAUCCAGUGUACAUUCCCAGUGCCACAUUCGAUGACUGGGGCUCAAGACUUUUCUUUUGCUCAUGAUGACACUCAGAAGCUGCGUCAGGUUUUUUGGCACUUUCAGUAUCCCCCACCAAAGCAAAUGGCUCAUUUGGCUUAGGGAUGACCCUGUGCAUAUCCCACAAAAAAUAGUUUUGCUCAUUCCCUCAGCAGAAGAAAGUCCAGGGCAGCUCUCGAGAGGCAAUUCCAUUGUGAGAACAGAAUAUUUCCAGAAUGUAGUACUUUUGCAAUAUCAGUGUAUGAACAAGCAUACAAGUAAAGUAAGCAGGAAUGCAGAGUGGAAAUGCUAGACCUAACACACCCGCUACCACCAAUUAGCCAAAGCCACAGCAACCCCUGGCGGCAGCACCAGCAGCAGCAGCACCAGACUUUCUUGCUAGCAAGCUCCAGAAACUCACACUUUUUGGACAAAUUAAAACGGUUCCCUUUCUCCGGCUGAUCAAAUAUGAUCCUUGGGGUUCUUUUGCUCCCAUACAAGCAGGCAAACUCAACACCCCUAGUAGCUUGCCCUAGACUUUUUCAAGACCCUGAGAAACCCAGGGUCUGAAUGCUUAUUUGUGGCCUCCCUUCCUUUGCUUCUUAGUGGGACUGUCCUGUACUGUCAGUGCUGCGAUGGGCCCUUCUGUGUGUGAGGCCUGGGACAACUGCCUCCACUACUUCAAAGGACCUGUAGUGGCUUCUUUUUUUAAUUACAAAGUGCAGUUUGAUGGCUCAUUACAGACCAGGCCACCCCAAGGCCAAGAAGUUAUCAAAGAGAAUAUUUAUAACAUUGGCAGUCACCAUUAAUGGUCUGCAAUAGUCAGCCAACAGACAUGACUGCAAAGACAUGAGGGUUCCCUGGACGUUAUCGUAAACAAAUCUUGAGAUAAAGUUGUUGAUUCAAGUAAGCACAGGUUAAACAAACUUGAUCCAAGGAUAAUCUCAGCUAGUGGCAGCCAUGUGGAAAAGCCAGCUCAUGCUGACAUUAUCACAUGGCAGCCUGUGCAGGAUUCAGGCCAGCUGGCGCUCACACUGAAAAAAACAAAACCUUGACCCAACGUGAUCUGACGUCUUUACAUGCCUGUAGGUUCUUAUGGUGUAGCUGAUGCAUCUGCAUGUCCUUGGACCUUGAGUGAUUUCUUCCUGUAGCUGCCACAGCUUGAGUUGGUCAUCAGAGAAAGACCUUAUUCUCAACUACAUAGUUCAUAGUUAAACAUUCAAUGUGGUUUUGUUUUUUUUUACAUCUAGAUAGAAUAGUCAGAUUCUACAUAGCUCACACCAUCCAUAUAACUUCACCGAACUGCGUAUCUGUCUCAAGUGAGGAAUUAAAAACUACCAAACUUGCCUUUUUGCUUCCCAGGUGCCAAAGAACACAUACAUCUAUUUGAUGCUAGGACUACGCACAACUGCCCUUGGCUCAGAAAGCAGCAGGAAAUGGAUCUGCGUCAUUCUGCACGAGGCAGCUGGUCACUCAGUCCUUCUUCUGCAUAUAGGGAUAGGGAGAAGCAAGAGUAAUCUUUCUGCAGGCCAAGGAAGGGACAGGGAAAGAAAUAACAUAGAGCGGGGUAAGUAUACAUUGCAGAGUACAUCUGCAAGAAAAUGACAAAAUAGUGCUGUAAUUGCAGUGCGAAGAGAUAUAAUUUUCUCCACCCUGCACCCCUGUUAGCAUGUGCUGUACAGCACAGAUGUUUCCAAAUGGGCUACUUGCCAGCACAGUUUAAUUGUGGUAACAUCCUGGAUAAUGGAUAUCAAAUGGGAAGGAAUUGAUGGCUUUGGUUAUAAAAAAAUAAACAGAUCACAGCUCAGGGAUAGUGUUCCUUCUUAGCAAGGAAGAUAGUUUGUUAUCUCUUUCAUUAUCUUCAUAUAGGGGGCGUAUUUGAGGAAGGGAACCAUGAUCUGGAUUUCUUUUCAGAGAAUAAGAUAAUAAAUCCAGAUAUUACAAGAAGAUAAAGGUUGUGGGAUGAACAGAGGGUUAGCGUUCAAGCGGUAUUCAGGUGAAUAUUCUCUUGCUCAGACCCGCAGGAAUUCUUGUACUAUAGAAUAACAGAGAGUUUUGGUUUUUGCUUGUUCUUUAAAAAUCCAGUUUCCUUUUUGCCCCUUUGAAGUUGUUGUUCCAAUGUCUGGGCUGAAAGUUCAGCUUCACUUGGAACAGGGUCACGAUACUUGGGUUGGAGCCCCCAUAUUCACUGGAUGAGACUGGGAUUUGGAGUUGGAGAAGCAAUUGCUCCCGGAGCCAGCUCCAGGAGUACUAAAUGGGAAGCAUGUGGGCAACAGGAGCCCACUGUUCCAGAACCUCUGCAGGUUGAGGAGGUUGUGCUACCUUCCUCUGACUUCAAAGGAUCCAUCUCAGAAGCCCUACUGGAACCACAGUCUCCCCCAUCCUCAGUCAGAGUCCACAAGGCCUAAAGUAAGCAAGGCCCCUUUAAAUGAAGAUGUUGUAUUUAUGGAAGACGGAGCUGGUGUCUCAGCGCUGCAGCUGCUACUUAAGGUUCAGUCUGAGAAUCCCUGUUGCUGAAACAACAUUUGAGCUCUGCUUUUAUGUAAAUUCUAAUUUGAGUCCUGCAUGGAGCUGUCCAGGGUACUAACCAAGCCUUGUCUCAUCUCCGUAUUGAGGCCAUUGCUCAAAAUGGAACCAAAACUGUCUUCAAGGUGAGAGAGUCCAUCAAAAAUACACAAGGAGGAACUGUAUUUACAAACAAGUGAGCAAUUCAUAUGUGAGAUUAUUCCCCGGGAGUUGUUCCAAUUAAGGUGAUGUAUUGCAAUUUAAUCUGUGACCCAGAUUGUUGUUUAUAGGCACUUAAUAUCAAUACACGUUGGCUUUAGGCCUUGACUAGGCCUUAACACUGGGUAGUCAAGUUACAUGAAGGUUGGAGAAGAUGGCUCAGCCUUAUUCCACUCUCUAGCAAGCUAGCCACAAGUGGAAAACAACAGUACCAUUUUUGGGAAGACUAGUUGAUAGACAUCCUUUGUGCAAGUUCUUUAAAAGACCUUAAGACCUGUGAGACAGCGAGAGUGAGGCCUUUGUUUUGGAGGCUCUGUGGGUUAAGAACAUCAGGGGUUCUGGAGAUAUAAUGUAGAAUAGUAGAUCUGCCUGCUUGUUCGAGUGUCUAAGCUGUGCCUCUGCAUGUAUGCAAGCUGUAUAUUUAGAAAUAAAGUCAAAUAUUACACAGAGCAUCAUCAAUGUCCAAUCAAUCAAUCUUCUGAACAAAGCCUGCAUCCUUGGGGACUUCUUGCUGCUCAGAGAAGAGGAUUGCAUGAAACAAAAUGUUCAUACCAGACUCAGUUGCUAUCAGUUCCCUCAAAAGAAGACAAAAUACAAAUAAAAGACAAAGAGGAAUCUUGUGCUUUCUGCAGCUUUCUGUUUUCUGAGGCGUGCUCUGAUUAUUAUCAUUCUGCUCAGCUUGUUGAUCCAAUAAACUUUGCCUGGAAUCUGUGCAAGGGUUACUGGAAUAAGCAGGGGAAAAAUAAAACAAAUAUACAGAAAAAUAAUGUGCAAGCUCCCUGGAAACCAGACAGAGACAUAGUGACCCAAGACUCUUAAUGGCAAGGGAACAUGGAGGGAAAGGGAAGAGGUGAUAUAUUGUCAGUAGGAAAGAUUCUAUAAAUAUCAGGAAAGGCAAAGUACGGAACAUAGAGACACAGCAUCAAAGAUCUUUUGUAUUAGGCCCCAGAACUUCGCAAAUCACCUCACACAAGUGCUCUUAAUGAAGCAAUUGGUAGAAAAAGCUUCUGCCUGGAAAUCCAGUUGCUUGACGCAAAUGCUUGCAACACAGUUAUUGAAAAGGCCUUUGCUACAAGGCCAAUCUUUGUGGUGUUGUGUUUUGGAGUUUGUUUUUAAAAUAUAUUUCCCAAAUAUGCAGGGUCAUGGGAAGAUUUACUCAGCUGACUUGAAAAGCACACACCAAUAUGUUUUCUGCCUAUGAAAAAGCAGCUCAGAAAAUGCUUCUGGCAAGCACAGAGGAAAAAAAGCCGAAUAAGAGGGGAAUUUUUCAUUUAACUAUGAGAGCGCCUGCAGAUGAGCAAAACUGAUUUUUUCUAUCUACCUUCUCUAAUCACUGAACAACUUGGUGGCCAAACACUUCAUUCUGGUCUGGCUAAAGGCACUGUUAUCACCUGCAGGUGUAAUUGAGCACAAAAGGACAAAAGGCUGGUGCCAAAAGUCUAUGCUAAAAGUGCACUCCAUUGCAAAGGCAUCCACAUACAUCCACAUUAUGAAACAACAUCCACCUAUAGCAUCAGGGGGCCCGACUUGGGCCAGAUUGUGGGUGCCCAGCGGCGCAUGACGGAAUGUGACAGCAUGACAUCACAGUGGUGCCUGGGAACCCCAGACGUUACAUCUGAGCCCCCAUGAGACCUCAGACACCUCACAGGGCAUCUGACGUGACUUCUGGUGGCAUCGGAAGUCACGUCAGAGGGCUUGUGAGGCCUCGGAUGCCACCUCCAACCUUGAGUGCUUCACAAGGCACUGGAAGUUGCAUUGGAGGCCUCGCAAGGCCUCAGAGGUGGUUUCCGAGGCCUCACAAGCCCUCUGGCGUGACUUCCGAUGCCAUCAGAAGUCACAUCAGAUGCCCUGUGGUGUGGCUGCAAAGCACCCACAACAAUUUUUUGUGGGUGCUCGGGCCCCCAAGGUCCCCUAUAGUUGGUGCCAGUGUAUAACAUUAUACAUCGCACAUGUAAUGAUCUCAGACAGGCAAGCAAGCCUCAAUAAGAAUUAAUGACUCUCCAACAGUUUUAUGGUACUUUUAUUUACAAAAACACAUCCAGAGUGCAGCUUCUAGCCUGCUCUCAUUGAAGGAGUUGGUCAGUCUGAAUCUCUGCCCCUCUCACAGCAGGAAGGACGUCCAAUUCCUGCCCUUCCUCUCUUGCCCUUCCAUUGCACUCUGACCUUGUCCAGACUCCGAGAACGGGGACUGAGAGGUUGGACUUCCCCCUCCCCACUUCCACUAGACACACUCUCUAUCCUCUGCCUCUCUGCUGUUUCCCUAGCAACACUCUGACUGCCUCCUAACUCUCCCUCUGCUUGAGAGCUAUCUGUGUCUGUGACUUCUACAUGAAGGGGGAUCGAAGCUUUCGUCUGCAGAGCUGGCCUCUCUCUCACUUGGCUCUAUUUCUGAGUCUGACUCUCCCCUUGAGCUCGGUUGAGCCACAUCCCUGACAACACACAUGGCACACAUGUUGGAAUCUUGUCAGUUCUCUUCAUUGGUCUGGAUCUAUGGAACUCCUUGCCAGGGGAGGUCAAUUUGCCCUCUCCCCAGACUUUUUGUUAUUUAAGGCAUUUCCUUCCCAGCAAGCUUUUCACCUGCCAGUGUGAAGAGUUUUCACUCAACUGCUCUCUUGUUGGCAGCACUUGUAUCUCUUCAAUGUUUUAGUAGUUUAUUGAUUCAUGUUUGUGUGCAGGUUGUCUCUAUGCGUGUGUAUGUGAAGUAGUUUUAAGGCAUAAUCCUAUACAGAAGAUACCAUAGGAUUUUGCACACUCCUGCUACCCUGUUGGAACACUAUGUGCCACCAUCUUAAAAGAUACUCCAGAAGAUCUAUUCUGCCAUCUCCUGGAGCCUCUUAGCAGAUCUCAUGAACUACCUUUCAAGGGGGCAUGGUUUGCAAUAGAUUUUUUUGUAUUCAUUUUCUUCAGUAUGCACAGAUUCUCUUUUCAUGAGACAUCCAAUAUCACUCAUGAUGUACAGAUUACACUGCCUAACAUAUAUCUUUUCACCACCGUUAGACAUGGAGUCUGACAAUACGUCCUUGUCCCCACCCCCCUCAAAAAAAAGGUUCACUUGCAAUAAAUAUGUGGCCAGUCAAAAUGGGCAAUACUGGGCUGGAGAGAUAAAUAGUCUGCUUUUGUAUACUGCAGCUUAUGAUGUUCACUUAAGCAUGCAAGAGCACAGAUGUUUCUUAAGACUUCAAGGAGAAAUUAAUUUAUGAGCAUUACCCACAAAGUACAAGUCACCCAUUCUACUGUGAAAAUUAUUUUCACAGAGUGUUCCUAUUUUUUGCAACAUUGAACAGAAAAGUACAAAAGUACAGUACAUCGUGGGAUCAAUAUGGGAGGCGGGGCAUUCAGAUUUAUUUCCUGCUCUGAUUCACAACUGUUCGAUGAACAAAUACAGCAAAAUAGCCAAACAAGUUCCUAUACCUGGAACUUAAGAGCAGGAAAUGUGACAAAUUCUAAACUGAGGACUGACAUUUCCUAGCCUAGCUUUCACCAAACUCACUAUUUUUUUCCAGAGGUUCAAAUUCUCCAUACCACCAAUUUCAUGAGGACUUUCCCCAGGAGACUUGCUACUUGAUUCUACUGACUAUGGGUGCUUCCAGGCAACUUGCUUACUGACCAUUCAUCCUGAUUUGGUUCUAGGGAGAAUACACAAUGCCAGCUAUUUAUUGAGUAUUCACUCGUAUUUCUCUGUAGGGAGGUUAGACAAUGUAGUAGGGGCGCCAUCUCCCUUUGGGUCCCCCAAUAUUCUGGGGAGGGGGUCGGGGGUCCCCCAAGUCCAAAGGUGGCAGGAAUUAACCCUAGGCCAGUGGUGGCAGCAGCAGCAGCAGCAGCAGCAUGGCUUCAAGGGCCAAGCCACCGCUCUCGGCUCCACUCCUGGCUCCUCUGCCAGUGUGGUGUAGUGGUUAAGAGAGGUACUCUCGUAAUCUGGUGAACCGGGUUCGAGCCUCCGCUCCUCCACAUGCAGCUGCUGGGUGACCUUGGGCUAGUCACACUUCUUUGAAGUCUCUCAGCCCCAUUCAGCUCACAGAGUGUUUGUUGUGGGGGAGGAAGGGAAAGGAGAUUGUUAGCCGCUUUGAGACUCCUUAGGGUAGUGAUAAAGUGGGAUAUCAAAUCCAAACUCUUCUCUUUUUCUUCUCUGAUGUCCCGAUGUCAAACGCACGACGCCACGCCCUGCACAUUGCUGCCCCUCCAUUCUUCUUCUGAAGGUGACACCUAUGCAAUGUUGCAUCAGAGCAGGUAUUCUCUUACACUUCCCAGUACAUGCUUCCUUUACUUCCCUUAUUUCAAAAAGAGAAGUGGAUUUGUUUUGCAAGACUGCAACUAUAAUUGCAGGUCCUGAAUUUGCUGGUAUGUGAUUGAAUCCCACCUCAGAAUAGCAGCAGUCUGUAUAAACUAGAACUGGGUCUGGGCAUAUUAUGGAUUUCAAAGGUGAGCAUGAUUUUCAUCUCAGAAUAAGGCUGUAGGCCAUAACCAUUGCACAUAACCACUGGAAUAAUACCACUGUAUUUAACGAGAAUUACUUUUUCGGUGUUGAACUCUUGGUCUGUGCAACAAACAGAAUUAACAUGAUCUUUCUCUAACCACUUGAGCUAAAGAAAAAUAUAUAGCUUUUAAACUGAUCAUGCACAGAGACGACCCUGUACUUCUUCUUUUCUACAGACAUGGCAGCAUACACACCAGGCAGUUCAUUUCUAGUUAUUGUCCCAUAUUACAUUUCCUUCUAGCUGAGUCACACUGGAUAUUUUAAGCAAAGCUCUGUGCUGCAGGCCAACUUGAAAACAUUUGAAAAAAAGACAGUCAGGUCACUCCUGAGGCAGGAGAGCAGCCGGCCCCUUGAUGGGAAUGGAUGUGCAAGAAAGGGAUUGUUAUGGAAACAUCACUUGCACGUUCUGUAACAGCACCAGAGUGAUAAAGAGAGAACACAUUUUAAUUAACUGCCUUCAGCAUAUUCCCGAUAACCACUGCUUGUACACACAGUGCAGAACAACAUAGCAAGGCUGAUGAUACUUCAAACUGAGAAACAAAAUGUCAUAAGAUUGGACAAGAAAUUAAGUUGUGAGAGGCAUCCUUUUCACAGUGGGCAAUCUAGCAUCGCACAAGGCACACAACCCCUAUGACAGAGCCAUGUAGCUGCUCUGGGCAUGUGCAGACGAUUCGAUUCUGCUCUCAGCUGUGCUGGCGUAAAUUAGGAGGCGUUCAGUUUCUGAUGUAGAGUUCCCCAUUGUAAAUGGAUGGGUGUGUGGAGGAAUGCAUAAUGGUAAGGGGGGGAAAUGACUUCCCUUUUAUUUGUUUUUUUUAAAAAAUGAUAUUUAUUAAGAAUUUUAAAAUUACAGGAAAAGCAAAGAGAAAAAAAAGGGAAAAAAUAAAGAAACAAAAGAAAAAGAAAAGAAAACAAAGCACAAUCAAACAAUACAAAUUGAUAAAAAUCAAAAUCAAAAAACAACAACAAAACACGUAACAGAUCACAGUCAAAAAGCAAAAAUAGACCACAAAAAUUUAAAAACAAAUCCAAUGUUCCCAAAUCCUUAACUGUCAUUACCUUAUUUCAUCGACCUCCUCACUCCUCCCUUUUUUGUAUUCUAGUUGUUAAUUAUCACAGCAAAUCCUUUCCAUUUUUCAUAGUAUUCUGUCAUUAAAUUACCUUAAUCUAUUUUAACCUUAUCUUACUAUAAAAGACCCUAAAACUUAAAACUUAGAUCUUAUUUAUACCAAUUUCUCAUAACCAUAACAUAUUCUUACAUAAUUCUUUUAACAUUUCUGCUAAAGCCAAAUAAUUUCGUUCCAACAUUUUUCUAACAUUCAUCAAUUUUAUAAAACAAUCCUAAUAAAAUAUUUUAAAACUUUCUUCCAAUCUUCAUCCAGCGUCUCUUCCCUGGUCCCGGGUUUUGUCAGUCCUUUCUAUCCCAUCCAUUUAGCUCAUUAACCUGGUAAUCUUAUGUCCGAGGCCCUUAAGUCUCUUCCAUGUCCCUUCCGCAGAUCUUCUUCAUAUUUAUACCUGUACUUUACUUUGUCUCCUGCUCCUUUCACUCGUGGAAACUCCGUCUUGACAGCAUUUUUGUCCCUUCUCGACCAAUCAGCCCCUUUUCCAUAGUCCACACUAAACUCCAUGUGGUAUUUAAAAACAUGUUUCAAAGUCCCUCAAGAGUUAAGAACCCUCACAACCCCAAACAUCUCACGGCCCAUUGCCAGACUUGAAAAGUCAAAACAUCCCUGCAUAGGGGGGUCUAUCCAACCCCCCAUUUCCAAACCAAACAAAACUCUAUCUCUCCAAAUCUGGCUUUUUCCAAGUUCAUUUGUCAGAUCCAACAACUCAUGUUCCUGCUGGGCCACAGCUCCCUCCAUCUCUGCCACCCAAGGUCCAGCAACAUACUCCUCCCUCAUCUGAUCUGUCAGAGCACACUCCUGAGUUGAUUCCUGGGUGGGUUCUACAUAAUUACCCACUACCUGUCCAAAAUUUCUGAUCGCAACAGUCAUCAAGUCCGUCUUCUCAUGUAACUGUUCCAAUAGGGCACUUGUUUUACAGAAAGCACGCACCAGAGCUUCUGAAUACAUUGUUAUGCAAGGUCGGAAGUCUGUUCCCACGAUCUUAAUCUGUUGCAGCUGCAGAGCUCCCCGGUUAAAAUUUAGUAACAGUUUCACAGGCUCCCUCUAGGGGAAGAACUUCUAUUUGUAUCCAUCUCUUUUCUUUUUUCUUUUUCUUUUAAAAGCAGAUCUAACAACAAAGUUUCCUUUUUCAGAUAUUUUGUCAAUAUUUGUUCCUUUAAAAUGCGAAGGAGAACAGUGGAAUCACUAUGUUUCUCUUCUUUUAACUGUCUGUCAAAGACGUUUGUCUAUAGUCAAUGAACUUCCCAAAAACGUCAGUCCUGACACCCCGCUCCCAGGUUCAAGACGGUGGAAAAUUACUUUUCUUACACUCUCUUCUGCAGGUUUAAACAGUCCGGAAAAAAUCCCCCCUCUUCUCCUGCUUCCGAAGGGGGUUCAACAAUUUUAGAUGAUGAAGGUUAAUCCUUUACAAACGAUUUUCUGAACUCUAGUUUGCCAUGUCUUUGCUUUAAUCUAUCUACAAGAAACGGAAGGCUGACUUCCUGUUUAGACCUUCCCGUUUCAGUGCCAAAUUAAGAAAAAUUUCUUAGUCCAAUUUUCCUUUCUACUCACAAGUAGUUAUUUAAAGUCCAAUUGUCCGAAAUUAAGCUACUCACGGGUAGUUAUUUUAGUAGCCAAAUUGUGCCGGGGUGGCGCCAUUCCGGGGUGGCGCCAUCGGUAAUGGCGGAUUCCCUCUGAUCUGGAGGGACUGGCUCCACGGAAAACGGGUCUUUCCUGCUAUGGCGAAGCGGGGACCCUUUGAAAAAUCACAGGCGGAUGAAGCCUGUGACCAUGGGACUUGGCGGGCACCUUUCACGCCCCCCCAACUCGUAAAGGAACCCAGCUACGGGCUCCGGAGCGAAGAGGGGCUAGUGGCGCGGUGCGGAGAGUCAACUGCUUCUUCCGUGGAGCGAAGCCACACAGCCGUUGCCGGAGAGCGCUGCCUUUUUCCUGGGACUUCCCUUUUAUUUGUUAACACACACUUUAUUGCAACAUGAUGGUGAAGCAUAGGCUCAAGUUUAACGAAGGCAAUACAGUGAGAAGCUGAAGAAAAUGCUGGAAGUGGACAAAAUAAAUACUUUGUUAUAAUCCUUUUCAGGUAAUUUUAGCUGGUGGUUUUUUCUGCCCUAGGCUGUGGGGCGGUGUGAAAAUAAAUAGAACCGAAAGAAUUGGGGGCAGGGGCAGGGAAAAGAAUGUGGGGGAAAUGUUCAGGGUGUUAGAAUUUUCCCUCAGUAAUUUAUUGUAUGAGGUAGUUAAUCUUGGCAAAGUCACUUUACUGAGCAAACCUGAACAAAAGGUGUCUAAUUUGAGAAGAAAUGUACACAGGUUUGGUUUUGCUUAAGUCGGGUCUUGUACAUAGCAGGGAGCUGUUAAACUAACCAUACAAGGGGAAAGUUCCCUUAGAACUACACAGCCUAGUUAAUAAAUAAAGGAAUAAUAAAUAUUAGGCAAUAGAAAACAAGUAUGAUGCUGAUUUCCACAGAUAUUAGAAUAUGCCUGAUACAGCAAAAGAAUACCUUUAGGGUAUUAUUAUUAUUAUUAUUAAUUUAUUUCUACCCUACCCAUCUGGCUGGGUUUCCCCAGCCACAACUUCUCUCCCUGGCUAUUUAACUGAUAAUGACAGGUGUUGGCAUGGUAAUGCCUUGCAUGUCAUAUGAUUUGGUCCUGUUCCAAAGGUGCAGCCUUUCAAUCAUAGGUUAGGCAACCAUCUAAACAUGAUCCUGGACACCUCCUUGAGAUUUACAGAUGCCAAAGUACUAUCAAAUGAUGUCCUGGUCCUUUGGAACUUGACACAGGGACAAUAUAAGGGCACUCAUGGUGGCUACACAUCUAGCACUUCAGUACUAGGUCUACCAGCCCCAGCCCCAAAUCAUACAGUGGGCAGAAGUAAUGACUCAGCUAGCAGCCUAGGAGAAGGUGACCUUCUACAAGCACAAGAAAAAUGGGAAGUUUUCCAAUACAUAGACUCCAUAUACAGAUCUAUUUGCAUAAGUAAAUGAACUUUCGGUUGGUCUGGACCACCAGCUGCAUCAGCCAUUCCAAAUAAAUACACCGAAAAUAUUGCUUUGCUUUCUUAUGUUUUACUUACCUGUAUUCCCCUUUUCAUUAUUUCUCUUCAAAAAUCCAUAGAAACCUAUAAAUAAACAAGUUGCAGGACAUUUGUGGGAUGGGAAGUCAGCUCCUUUAUGCUCCUUCUUAGCUCUCCCCCCCCCCCCACUAUUCUGGGGUCGUGAAGCCAAUUUGGUCAAAGGCAAUAUAUGUGUUGCUGUCUUUGCUCAGGUUAAGCUCUCUCUGAAUGGAGGAACAGAGGUAAAUGUGGCAGUGCAAGUUCUUGGCUCAAUGGCCCCCAAAUUGGUCUAGAUCUUUGCAAUGGCUGCCUUUGGCACCUGCUAGUGCGAGCCAUGCUAUUAACAGGUUGUUCUCUCGUUCCAAAACACCAUCUUGAAUUUUGGGUUCUCCCAUUCUCUGAUGUUUGCUACAGAGUGUGUCUGUAGAGUAUCGGGGUAUGGCUGCUUCUUUCAGGCUGCAGACACACUACACCUUUAAAGUGCAUACAAAACACAUUUCCGCCCCCUCAAAGAAUUCUGGGCACAGUAGUUCACCCCUCACAGAGUUACAGUUCCCAGCAACCCUUGACAAACUACAGAGUGCUCAUAAUUCUUUGAUGCAGGAAUUGUGCUUCAAACAUGCUUUACAGGCAUGGUGUAUAUACUUAGGUUCCAAAUGAGCUUGCUGUCUUUCCUUUCCUCUUUCUCUCUCAGUACCUGGUAGAUUUUAAAAACCACUUUUUUGCGAACUAUAGGAGCAGGAUGGCCUGACCACAACUGUCCUAUCAGGAGUUUGUCUUUCUGUGCAUGGAUAUCUUGACCUUUUCACAUUACACCCAACUGGGGCAUCAUGACAAUGAUGGAAAGGAUGACUCAGAUGCUGUGAAGUGUAGCGUACAAUGUACAUAACAUGUUAUGAAAGAACACAGUGUAUGUUGUUUCCUUUUAUUUCCCUCCCACCUUCAAUUUUCUCCUCCUCCCAGCCGGUUUGCUUUUGUCUCCGGGAGAGAAGCUGAGUCAUUUCCCAGCUGAGGCUCUGCUCACUGAUGUGCCUUCUAUGAUACCAAUGCUUUGGAUGAUGAAGGGCUGAAGGGAAGUAUCCAGAGUGUUCCCUCGUCAUGUCUCCCAUCACAGCUGAAAUCAAGCAAUUAUGUAUUCCACCCUUUCUCUGCACAGAAGAAAAUGAAAAUGCAGAUAUCACAGUUUCUGCCUGCAAACGAUGUGGGCGUCGAGAAGGAACAAGCAAACAAAUUCACAUAUUGUGGGCAGCGUUAUUACAACCGGAUCUUUAUGCAAGCAAAUUAUUUCAUUGGAAAAACAGAUCCUGAACUCUUUUAAGUUUUGGUUCUUUCAAACCCAUUCUUAAUUGACAAGCAGAAACAGCAAUGGGGAAGGCAACACAUAGGUAUGUUUUGAUACGCCUCUCUGCAGUUCUACCUUAGGCCAAGAAGCAAUGAAAAAUUGUUCCCGUACUUUAAUGAGCUUGAUCAGAAGUAACUUCAGUGAACCAGUUAUUGAGAGCGGGGGAAAGUGCUCAACCACAACAAAUUGUUGUCUUAAAUUUUAGUGCUUAAUUGUGAACUUCAAUAAUGAAGUCAGGAACUGGAAGCACCUGGGAGGUAAGAGUAUUAAGGGUCAAAUGACAUGUUACAUGUGGGAUCUGUAAAUGGAUCUCCCAUUGUUGUUUAUAAGUGCAAGGAGAUAUUUAUCACCCCUGCAUGAGUCAUAAGCCUCUGAUUCCCAGUUUUCUCUCUUUUUAAAAAAGUCCCUAGCUCUUGCACAGCCUGAGAUUUGAGGCCAAGAGUUGCAUCCAAAGGAGCACUGAGUAACCAUCUUGUCACCACAAGUAUUUCCACUUGUGCAAUGGGACUUUCCCCUUCUUCCUCCCUGUGCCCCCUAAAACCAGUGAUGAUGGAGGAAGGGGGUGGGGGUGCGGUCCCCCCCGGGUGUCAUCACUAGGGGUGUGUGUGUGUGACAAAAUGACAAAAAUAUGAGUUGCUGUUGUUUUAAAAAAAUGGGGUUCACAAAACUUUUUAGUUCAGUCAACAAACGUAACAAAACGCGAUUGGCACUGGGCGACACACCACGGGGGCUGGCCAGCGGGGCCUGCAGCGUGCCCGAGCCACGUGUCUCUCCUGGCGGCAUGGGGCUUGCAUCUGCCCACCACCUCUCCCUCAGCUGCCCUGCAGCCCCAUGGCCGACUCGCCCUGCCCCCAGCUGCAGGACGCCAUUGCCGCACUGGGCACCGGACCGGCUAGCUACACCGCUGCCUAAAAUUGUUCUAGCAAUAUGUGCAGGGGAAGAAGAGGAGGAAACUCCUGUUGCAACAGUGGAAAUCCUUGCACUGAAGGGGCACAUUGGUUGGAUACCACCCUAAACAUGCAGAUUCUCAGGGGUUGAAUAACUCCAAAUCCUCCAACAUUUCUCAAAUGAAAAUAGGGACAUCCUAAGGAAAAGUGGGACAUUUCAGGAUCAAAUCAGGCCCAGGUGUUUGGGGAUUUUUCUCCCUAGUCAGCUGGUAGCUCGAAGUUAACCAUUAAAAGCAUUUAAAUAAUAAUAAUAAUAAUAACAUAUUUCAGAAACAUGGAAUAAAGGACUUUUGGUAAAGCCUUGAAGUAUAUUUAUGUGUAAAUUGCUUAGAGCUUAAGUAUUGUCUUUCCCUUUUUUCAGAGAACCAAACCAAAUAUUUAGAGCUAUGAUGCCUUGAAGAAGAAGAAAACUAUACAGAAAAGGGGGGGGGCAAACUAAAUAGACUGAAUUAAACUUGUUGAAGUAACAGUGCUUCAGCCUUUGCCUCCCCAGUUCAAAUAUCUGUGUCUAUAGCAGAGGCAAGAAGCUGAGAUCAGCAUGACUUUAUAAACAAGUGUUGUAUAUUAAUCAUUCAUAUAAGUCAGAAGGAGCCUGUUAAAGUUGUAGUGUGAUUCAAGUUUUCAAUAUUAAUUGCCUAUAUGACACUAUUAAUGCACAAAGCACUGAUGUUUUGCUCAUGUUCAUAUUGGGGAAAAGUAGGAGCUGAUGCUUACCCUGCGGCGGGAACACUGUCAAUGUGAACACACAUUUCAAAACACAUUUUUAAUAAAGCAGCAUUUGAAGGUAC
This is a messenger RNA of Podarcis lilfordi (Lilford's wall lizard), 25393 nucleotides long. Lineage: Eukaryota; Metazoa; Chordata; Lepidosauria; Squamata; Lacertidae. The record is from the annotation of a GenBank genome assembly.